GGACAAUACAUUAUACAACCAUACAGUCAUACAGAUACAGAUCAGUAGCUUUGCAACAAGAGAAAAUCUUGUGCAUGCGACAGCCUGUUUUGACUGCCUUUUGUUUUAUAUUGGGUGAGGAAUCAUUUGACGGCCCGGGUUGUGUUCUGUGCAACGAGACAAUCCCGGCAUUGAUCCCUUUUUUCCCCUGGAUUUUAACCGUGUGCAAUUUGGGAGGACCACGCACUUGCGGUGCACGCUUGCCAUCUCCGUUGCUUUAUAAGCUUGCAGCGCGCGAGCCAACGAGAGAAACCGGAAGUCUCUUUUGAGGUUGCAACGCACGCACAGUUUGCAUCCGCAGCUUAGCUAGCGAGUGACGAGAUCACAGGGCAUGAUGAGUCCUGGCGUUUCGGCCAAGAAGCGCCACGCCGGCGCGGGGUUCACGCUCGGCUGCGGCUGCAAGGACGCGAAGAGCGUGUCCGUCUCGGCAUCGGCGGCGGGGACGCCGUCGACAACGGCGACGCGGCGCAGGAGCGCCGGGACGAACCCGUCGGGGUCGACGACGACGGACACUCUUACCAUGACGUCCGCGUCGUCGUCCUUCCUCUGGGAGCACUCCGUGGUGGAGUUCGACCACGACGGCGGCGGCGGCUGCGGGCCGGAGAGCUUCUCCGGCCUUCUGCGCGAGCUCAGCGAGCUGGAGCAGAGCGUCGCGUCGUGGGGCCGGAAGAGCCACCACCAGCACCACGACAAGAAACACUCGCCGGCGCCGUCGUCGCCGCUGCCGCCACAGGAGGACAGGAAGGAGAAGAACGGCGGCAACGGCGAUGCCACGGACAAACCAGGAGACUGCCGCGACGGCGGCGGCGGCGGCGACGGCGUCGGUGUGGCUCUCGACGGCAGCGUGGCGGUGGUGAAGCAGUCCGACGACCCGCUGGGCGACUUCCGGCAGUCGAUGCUGCAGAUGAUCGUGGAGAACGGGAUCGUCGCCGGCGAGGACCUCCGCGAGAUGCUCCGCCGCUUCCUCACCCUCAACGCGCCGCACCACCACGACGUCAUCCUCCGCGCCUUCGCCGAGAUCUGGGACGGCGUGUUCGCGGCUACUGCCUCCCUCGUCCACCACCACCACCCGCCCCCCUCCUCACGCCGCGAGCCGGUGGCUCCGGCGGCAAGGCCGCCCGCGCCGAGGACGCCUCCGCGCCACCGCCACCCUUCACCACGGGCAUGGCGCGUGUAAUCGUAACGCGUACGUGCAACGCUCGCACGCGCGCUGUGUAAUCACCCGCGAUGUGGGUUACUCCGGGGCAAUACACAAGUACUGCUACUCGAUAUCAAAUUGGAGAUUAGUCCGGUGACACCGUGCGUGCGUCUCUGUGCUUUCGCGCGUCCUCGCAUUUUGUCUCGUGUCAUUUAUCUUGCGGUGUGUGUGGUACACUGGUUACUGGUACAAAUCAUGAAGCCGAAAAGAGAAGGACGGGGGCAAAGCGGCAACGGCGUACGAAGGUUAGGACCGGCCGGUUCGGGGGCCGGAGUCACGGACGAUACGGGCGCGCGAGUUGGAGGGGCCCCGACGCGCGGGCUUGCACGUACGCAUGCGGGUGGAUCGGCGGUGGGUGGUUGGCGCGCGCAGGCGGCAACGACGCGAGCGAGGGCCGAGGGAGUGGGACUGUGGGAGUGGGAAGGCAAGGCAUCCACCUCGUCCUCGAUGUCAUGCGUGCUUGUCAUUCCGCGUCCAUCAGCAGCAGCCCAUCACGGGCACUGAAUUCUGAUGUCCCUUUCAGGUAACAUGUACGGGUUCCCGAUUCGCCGUCCUCCGACCCGGGCGGUGGUUGCUUGUCAGACUCCUACACUGCAACAAAAUUAACCGCAAGCUGUAGACGAAUGGCUAUAUUGGAACAA
This is a messenger RNA of Oryza sativa Japonica Group (Japanese rice), 1878 nucleotides long. Its product is annotated as transcription repressor OFP8-like. The record is from RefSeq and is a predicted model, not a curated record. Gene Ontology annotation, biological process: negative regulation of DNA-templated transcription. Lineage: Eukaryota; Viridiplantae; Streptophyta; Magnoliopsida; Poales; Poaceae.